ACUGUGCACAACGUUAGUGCUCAAACCCGGAAGACAAAACCGGAUACGUGUCAGGAAAAGGGAGCUUCAUCCUAAAUGAGAGACAGACACCUAGUAUAAGCAAACCGAGGAAGAUUUGUAUUACACCUUGUCGUGGGCUAUUAUUUUACGGAAAUACACCAUUAAAAGUGCCACACACAUCGGCGAUGUUAACUAAAUUUGAAACCAAGUCGGCCCGUGUUAAAGGCCUAAGUUUCCAUCCGAAGAGGCCAUGGGUUCUUUCCAGUCUCCACAACGGAGUCAUCCAACUGUGGGACUAUCGGAUGUGCACACUGAUCGACAAGUUUGACGAGCACGAUGGCCCUGUUCGAGGAAUUGACUUCCACAAACAGCAGCCCCUGUUUGUGUCCGGGGGAGAUGACUACAAAAUCAAGGUGUGGAACUAUAAGCUGAGACGCUGUCUCUUCACCCUCCUGGGACAUCUGGACUACAUCAGGACCACCUUUUUCCACCAUGAGUACCCCUGGAUUCUCAGCGCCUCCGAUGACCAGACCAUUCGGAUCUGGAACUGGCAGUCCAGGACCUGUGUCUGUGUGCUGACUGGCCAUAAUCACUAUGUGAUGUGCGCCCAGUUCCACCCAUCUGAGGACCUGGUGGUGUCGGCCAGCCUGGACCAAACCGUGCGAGUGUGGGAUAUCUCCGGUCUGAGGAAGAAGAACCUGUCUCCUGGCGCCGUGGAGACGGAGGUCCGCGGCCUAUCUGGUGUCGACUUGUUCGGGGCGUCAGAUGCCGUCGUCAAGCAUGUACUGGAGGGUCAUGACCGAGGGGUCAACUGGGCAGCCUUCCACCCCAGCAUGCCUCUUAUAGUCUCGGGGGCUGAUGACAGGCAGGUCAAGAUCUGGCGGAUGAAUGAGUCCAAGGCUUGGGAGCUGGAUACGUGCCGAGGUCACUACAACAACGUCUCCUGUGCGGUUUUCCAUCCACGCCAGGAGCUCAUCUUGUCCAACUCGGAGGACAAGAGCAUCCGUGUGUGGGACAUGUCAAAGAGGACAGGAGUGCAGACCUUCCGCCGGGACCACGAUCGCUUCUGGGUGCUGGGCGCUCACCCGAACCUCAACUUGUUUGCUGCUGGCCACGACAGCGGCAUGAUCGUGUUCAAGCUGGAGCGUGAGCGCCCAGCGUAUGCCGUCCACGGCAACAUGCUCUACUAUGUCAAGGAGCGUUUCCUGCGUCAGCUGGACUUCAACAGCAGCAAGGACAGCGCUGUCAUGCAGCUGCGCAGUGGUUCCAAGUUUCCAGUGUUCAGCAUGUCCUACAACCCAGCCGAGAAUGCUGUCCUGCUCUGCACUAGGGCGACCAACUUGGAGAACAGCACCUAUGAUUUGUACUCUAUUCCCAAAGAGAGCGACUCUCAGAACCCUGAUGCACCAGAAGGGAAGAGGUCCUCUGGCCUGACAGCCGUGUGGGUGGCAAGAAACAGAUUUGCCGUCUUGGACCGAAUGCACUCUCUGCUGAUCAAGAACCUGAAGAACGAGAUUGUGAAGAAAGUGCAGGUGCCGAGCUGCGAGGAGAUCUUCUACGCGGGAACCGGCUCGCUGCUGCUGCGCGACGCCGACGGCAUGACGCUGUUUGACGUGCAGCAAAAGCGCUCGCUGGCCACCGUGAAGAUUGCCAAAGUCAAGUACGUGGUGUGGAGCGCCGACACCAGCCAUGUGGCUCUGCUGGCCAAGCACGCCAUUAUGAUCUGUAACCGUAAGUUGGAGAGUCUGUGCAACAUUCACGAGAACAUUCGAGUGAAGAGCGGUGCCUGGGACGAGAGCGGCGUCUUCAUUUACACCACCUCCAACCACAUCAAAUACGCCCUCACUUCUGGCGAUCAUGGCAUCAUCAGGACCCUGGACUUGCCCAUCUAUGUGACCCGUGUACGAGGCAACAGUGUUUACUGCCUGGACAGGGAGUGCCGACCACGCGUCCUCACCAUUGACCCCACAGAGUACCGCUUCAAACUGGCCCUGGUCAACCGCAAGUAUGAUGAGGUGCUUCACAUGGUUCGCAACGCCAAGCUGGUUGGCCAGUCCAUUAUUGCCUACCUGCAGAAGAAGGGCUAUCCUGAGGUGGCUCUCCAUUUUGUCAAAGAUGAGAAGACUCGCUUCAGCCUGGCUUUGGAGUGCGGAAACAUUGAGGUGGCGCUGGAGGCUGCCAAGGCCCUGGAUGAGCGCAGCUGCUGGGAGAGUCUGGGCGAGGCUGCGCUGCUGCAAGGUCACCACCAGGUGGUGGAGAUGUGCUACCAGAGGACCAAGAACUUUGACAAGCUCACCUUCCUCUACCUAAUCACCGGCAAUCUGGCCAAGCUGCGCAAGAUGAUGAAGAUUGCUGAGAUCAGGAAGGACAUGAGCGGCCAAUACCAGGCAGCUCUCUACCUGGGAGAUGUCAGCGAGAGAGUCCGCAUCCUGAAGAACUGUGGCCAGAAGUCUCUGGCUUACCUCACUGCUGCCACCUACGGACUGGAUGAAGAAGCAGAGGCCCUCAAGGAGACGUUCGAUCCAGAGGAGGAGACUGUACCUGAGGUUGAUUCCAAUGCACAGCUGCUGCAGCCGCCCCCUCCCAUCAACCCCCUGGACACCAACUGGCCUCUACUGACCGUCUCAAAGGGCUUCUUUGAGGGGGCUAUCGCAGCCAAGGGGAAAGCAAGUCAGAUGGCUGCAGAUCUAGACAUGGAUGUCACCGGAGGCGAGGGCUGGGGAGAUGACGCUGAGCUUCAGCUGGAUGAAGAUGGUUUCAUGGAUGCCCAGGAUGGACUUGGAGAGGAAGGAGGAGCAAAAGAGGAGGGAGGCGGCUGGGAGGUGGAGGAGGACUUGGACCUUCCUCCAGAACUGGACCUGCCAGCUGGUGCAGGAGGAUCAUCAGAGGAUGGCUUCUUCAUCCCACCCACCAAGGGAAUGAGUCCCACCCAGAUGUGGUGCAACAACUCCCAGCUGCCAGUGGACCACGUGCUGGCUGGCUCCUUUGAGACCGCCAUGAGACUUCUCCACGACCAAAUUGGAGUGGUCAACUUUGGCCCCUAUAAGUCGCUCUUCAUGCAGACCAUGUCGAGGAGCCGUACCUGCUACCUGGCCCUGCCGUCUCUGCCCUGCCUGCGGGGCAAUCCUCAAAGGAACUGGAAGGACUGCGGGGCAAAGCAGGGGCUGCCUGCCGUGGGACUCCGCCUCUCAGACCUCAUCGCCCGUCUGCAGCAGUGCUACCAAAUGACCACCUCCGGACGCUUUGAGGAGGCUGUGGAGCGCUUCAGAGCCAUUCUGCUGUCUGUGCCUCUGCUUGUCGUCGACAAUAAGCAGGAGAUUGCUGAGGCUCAACAGUUGAUCACCAUUUGCAAGGAGUACAUUGUUGGUCUGACCAUGGAAACUGAGAGGAAGAAGCUGCCCAAAGACACACUCGAUGAGCAGAAGAGGCUUUGUGAGAUGGCUGCGUACUUCACUCACUGUAAUCUCCAGCCCGUCCACAUGGUGCUGGUGUUGCGCACAGCUCUGAACCUCUUCUUCAAACUGCGCAACUUCAAGACAGCCGCUGGCUUUGCGCGACGCCUGCUCGAGCUCGGACCCAAGCCCGAUGUUGCUUUGCAGACCCGAAAGAUUUUGGCAGCCUGCGAGAAGAACCUGACAGACGCCCACCAGUUGAACUACGACCCCCACAAUCCAUUUGACCUGUGUGCCGCCUCCUUUGUUCCCUUGUACCGUGGACGUCCCGUCGAAAAGUGCCCGCUCUCCGGAGCGUGCUACUGUCCCACAUAUAAAGGACAGGUCUGCAGGGUCACACAGGUGACGGAGAUCGGCAAGGACGUGAUUGGCCUGCGUGUGAGUCCGCUUCAGUUCCGUUGAAAAGUUGGGAAGAGGCAGAAACUAUUAAAUAUAUACGAAAGAAAAAUUACAACAGAUUUGAACACAGCAAUGCUAACCAUUUGUAAUGCUUUCAUUUGUGGUAAUUAUGCACCUUGCUUGUGCUUUUAUGCUUUGUCAUCAGUGUGGUGGCUUUAAUUAAGUCUUACUAUUGUUGACGUAUGUAAAAUCAAUAAAAGAGCACCACUAUGUAACAUGGGGAACAAAUAAAAUACAGACCACA
Messenger RNA from Doryrhamphus excisus (bluestripe pipefish), 4095 nucleotides. It is a transcript of the gene copa, whose product is annotated as COPI coat complex subunit alpha. NCBI's taxonomy places the organism in Eukaryota, Metazoa, Chordata, Actinopteri, Syngnathiformes, Syngnathidae. Gene Ontology annotation, biological process: endoplasmic reticulum to Golgi vesicle-mediated transport; retrograde vesicle-mediated transport, Golgi to endoplasmic reticulum; intra-Golgi vesicle-mediated transport. Gene Ontology annotation, cellular component: COPI vesicle coat. Gene Ontology annotation, molecular function: structural molecule activity; protein binding. The record is from RefSeq and is a predicted model, not a curated record.